CGCGACGUUUUUCCCCACAGGAAAUUCCUCCCCGCCGCUGGUGGCUGUAGGGAAGAAAGACACUCCUUCGCAAGAGGUACAGCGGAGCGAAGCGAUGCAGGGUAAACAAGAAAAGAAGGAUGUCGAUACCGCACCGAAGGCUUCGAAAGAGCCCCAAAAAAUAGCACCUGAAAUUUCCACCGGAGGUCAGCAAAUUUUCUGGCCGGCCGCAAAGGCGACGCGCGGCCGAAGUCGAAGAGGUGCUUCUAAGAGAGGGAAGUCAAGAGAACGAAAGCAGCAGAAAAAGGAUCUUGAGAAAGCGGCUCCUGCGGUGUCGAAUACGGAAGAUCUUGGUUGGCCGACUACGACGAAAAUUGGAAAUGCGAGUCCAACAGCAAGUGCUCAGGAGGCAAUAGCAGCGUGGGACGCGUUUGCAGCACCUGAUUUGACGAAGGCCGCAUCUUUACCUGCUGAGGUUAAGGAUGAUUCUGUGGCGAACAAAGGGAAAGAAAGUGAGGGUUCAGCUGAGCAGAAGAAAACUAUCACUCCAACUCUGCCGAUUCCGUCAAAGCAAAACUCAUGCAGCUCGAGAGAGAGCUCGCUGGUUUCGUCAACAGCGGUGGACAAAGUUGAUACGCCCGAGUUGAAUCCUCCAGAAGUGUCAGAGGUACCUAUGGCGGUGACCUCUCUUUCGUCUACUACGUCGGGGAGGAUGAAGAUCUCCUUGAGAUGGGAGGAUGUGAAGGAUUUGUACGGCUCUGACAAACAGGAGGCGAAGAAAGCCAUUGAGAAACAGUUCGUUGAGGCUGUAUCCUCGUCACUUCACAUAGACCCGUCGAGAGUUCGAGUCAAGAAUGUUGUUGUAUAACUGUACACUGUUGUUGUUACUGUUAUUAUUUCAAUACAG
Molecule: messenger RNA, 886 nt
Organism: Perkinsus marinus ATCC 50983
Lineage: Eukaryota; Perkinsozoa; Perkinsida; Perkinsidae
Exons: 8
Source: RefSeq, a predicted model, not a curated record